AUGCUUGCUCGACAAUGUUCAUUCGGUCGCGUUAGUUUACGGACGUCGUUGAGAUUAUCACGUUCGGGGAUAGUGAACGAUUUCUUCUCGCUUACUUCUGUGCGGACAUCCUCAAAUAAAGUUGUUUCGAUUUCACCAGCCAGUUCAAGUUGGGUAGAACGCAUGCCACUUAGGUUACGACCAUACAUGUAUCUCACCAGAAUUGACAAACCCAUCGGGACCCUUCUAUUAUUCUAUCCUUGCACAUGGUCGAUAACAAUGGCAGCUUACUCCUUGCACACUCCGGUCACUACUCCAUUGGUCUACACUGUUUUGUUUGGAACCGGUGCUUUGGUCAUGCGCGGCGCAGGAUGCACAAUAAAUGAUAUGUGGGACCAAAGGUUGGACAGGGCAGUAGAAAGAACGCGUGAACGACCGCUAGCUAGAGAUGACAUCACCCAAAGGCAGGCUCUGAUAUUUUUGGCUGGACAGCUCGGAAUUGGCUUGGGUGUACUGCUCCAACUAAACUGGUACAGCAUACUUUUGGGAGCAUCAUCAUUGUCCGUUGUGACGAUAUAUCCGCUCAUGAAACGCAUAACCCAUUGGCCUCAAGCUGUACUUGGUCUAGCUUUCAACUGGGGUGCAAUGCUGGGCUGGUCUGCGGUGGCUGGUGCUGUCGAUUGGCAUGUCUGUUUACCGCUUUAUGCCGGCGGAGUUUGCUGGACUUUAGUUUACGAUAGCAUCUAUGCUCAUCAGGAUAAAAAAGACGAUGUGACGGCAGGCAUCCGCUCAACUGCACUUCUUUUUGGAACCCAAUCUCGUUUGAUUCUCAGCGGUCUUUCGGCCUCAUCCAUGUCACUUAUCACCUUAGCGGGCUAUCUCAAUGACCAGACUGCUCCCUUCUUUCUCGGAGUAAGCCUAGCCGCCGCCCAACUAGCUCGUGUGCUAAUCCGAACCGACUUUGAUGUGCGGGAAAGUUGUUGGAGAGGGUUUGUGGGAUGUGGAUGGUCAGGUUUUUGGGUAUGGGCAGGGGCACUGGGGGAUUACGCAUUUGGGUUGCUUUAG
Molecule: messenger RNA, 1044 nt
Organism: Lentinula edodes (shiitake mushroom)
Lineage: Eukaryota; Fungi; Basidiomycota; Agaricomycetes; Agaricales; Omphalotaceae
Product: 4-hydroxybenzoate polyprenyl transferase
Exons: 5
Coding region: 1-1044 (347 amino acids)
Biological process (GO): ubiquinone biosynthetic process
Cellular component (GO): mitochondrial inner membrane
Molecular function (GO): 4-hydroxybenzoate polyprenyltransferase activity
Source: RefSeq, a predicted model, not a curated record